AUUUGUAUUCCCCUCGUCUCUUUCUUUGUGUGACUUGCUUCAAUACCACCUUUUCUUUCCUAGCCCUUUAAAUCUUCUUCAAAACUUGGGCACAUUUCUUCACUACCCAAACAAGAAGCAUAUUACAACUCAGAAGAAGACAUUAGCCCUCUUCCCCAUCAACAAAUUCAAAAGAAAAAAGGAACAAAAAAGAUUACAAAGUAGUAAUAAAAAAUGAAGGGUUAUUCAGCAGCUUGCAUGGUCCUCACAUUGCUUCUCAUUUCCAUAUCAUUUCCAGUUUCCGUACCCGCUAGACGAAUUGGAAAGCCGCAUUCACGUCAUGGGCAUCACCAUGCAACAACAGUAGUGGGGAAUGUUAUUAGAAAAGAUGAAGCAUUUGUGAAAGUACCAGAAAAUUCUUGGGACACAACAAAGAGGGGCGGAAUGAUACACAAAAGAGCAGACACACUACAAAUAGCCGGGUCGAGUCUGCCCGAUUGUUCUCAUGCCUGUGGAUCAUGCAAUCCAUGUCGGUUGGUGAUGGUCAGCUUCGUUUGUGCUUCACUUGAAGAGGCUGAGACUUGUCCCAUGGCUUAUAAAUGCAUGUGCCGUAACAAGUCCUAUCCUGUCCCAUGAAUGAACCAGAAAAUUUGUGACCCUAAUGUUCAUUACUUAGGGUAGAUUUUGUUAGUCGACAUUGACAAAUGUUGCUACUCUUUUCUUCUUCUUCUUCUUCUUCCUUUUUUUUUUUGGGUGUUUUUCCCCCUUUAUCUUCCAUUUGUAAAGUUUUGUAGUAGUCUGAGUUAAAUUAAUUUGGUUCUCUCCUUGUUAUAAUUUCUUAUUUUCUUCCAUUUAGUUCUUCUUUUGAUUUUUUUGACCUUUGAAUUUGCUUUCUUGACCUUUGAAUAUGCUCCCUC
Molecule: messenger RNA, 896 nt
Organism: Oldenlandia corymbosa var. corymbosa
Lineage: Eukaryota; Viridiplantae; Streptophyta; Magnoliopsida; Gentianales; Rubiaceae
Source: the annotation of a GenBank genome assembly